Messenger RNA from Maniola jurtina (meadow brown), 1088 nucleotides. RefSeq lists its product as uncharacterized. Bases 308 to 766 code for a protein of 152 amino acids. NCBI's taxonomy places the organism in Eukaryota, Metazoa, Arthropoda, Insecta, Lepidoptera, Nymphalidae. The transcript is spliced from 3 exons. The record is from RefSeq and is a predicted model, not a curated record.
AACAGUCAAAGUCAAUGUUCGCUCUAUAGAUUCAGAGCUCUCCAGAAAUUCUCAAAGUGUUUGUAAACGAAUUAAUUCAUUUGUGACAUUGAGAAAUCGAUUUUAAAGCGAAACUGGAGACUUUAUUUUUAUUUUAAUAAAUUAUUAGUAUAUAAUUGUUAUCGAUAAUUAAGAUAAAACAGUCGCUAUCGGCUUGGCGACACGCGAUAACACCCGAAAUUAAGUUGCAUUCACAAAGAUAGGGUCUUCUUCCAGUCAUUACUUUAUUAGUUUAUCGAAAAGUGUUGAUUUAUAAGGUACGGCCAAAAUGGAGGCGCCAGGCUCCGGUUUGAAUUUAGAAAAAGUCGUCAAAGAGCAGUUGGUAGAGUCCAUAAAAAAUGCAGACAUUUUGUCUAUGCUUCAAAAGAUGGUUGAUUCUGCGCCAGAAAGCGAAGAAACAGACGAAAUCAGGCAAAGACUACAAGAAAUCCUUGCUCAUUAUAACACUCUGGAGGAAAACGAGAAAACAUAUUUCCUAGCCUAUAUAAAAAAUGCUCUGACCAGUAAAUUGGCGGCAAAAUUGGAUGAAGUCCCCAUGGAUAUGUCGGAACUAGAGGGGGCUAUACAUGGAGCUAUUAUGUCUCAAAUAUAUAUGGUUGCGGCGGCCGGGGUGAUUCUGUUGCUGCUUUUGGUAUUCUUCGGCUACAAACUUUACAAAUCGAUAAAAGAAAAGGAAAAGAAACGAGAAGAGAAGAAGAAGCUAAAACAAAUGAAGAAGAAGAAGUAAAAUGACAAGACUUAGAUGUGAAACGGCGUAAGAGCGCUUGUGCUAGCCGAAUUCGAAAAAGUGAGAGUUCGUUCGGAAGUUGAAGGAAAACGAACCAUUGACCUGCGCAGAGGGUGAUCUUUACAAAUAAAGGAAAAAUCCGACUAUGUCAAUUUUUAGGUACUGUUUUUCUAUAAGAAACUUACAUUUGCAGUUGGAGAUAAAGCAAAACAAGUGUAAAAAAAAAAUUUAUAACACCCCCGACAAGUGAAGGUUACAGAAACUAGAAAAGAGCUGAUAACUUUCAAACGGCUGAACCGAUUUUCUUGGAUUAUAGCUAAGA